GUCAGUCAUGGGUCGCCCUGCGAGUCAGAUGUGGACAUGGAUCCUUUGUGUCCUUUGGUGUGGGAUAUCUGUUGCUCAACCAGCUACAGUACCACAUUACAUGGUGACCAUACCUGCAGUUCUUGAGGCUGGAGCUGAGACUAAAUUCUGUGUGAACCUCUUGGAGCCCAAUGAAAUGUUGGCUAUGACUGUCACUUUGAGGUCCCAAGACAAGAACACAACUCUGUAUGAGAAGACCUCCAGCACAGAGUUUCAUGACUGCAUUCAGUUUCAGGUUCCUUUAGUAACAAAUGAAGAGGUGCAGACAUUUGAGGUGGAGGUACGAGGAAACACAUUUCACUCAAAAGAAGCCAGAAAAGUCAUGAUCAAAGCCUAUCAACCAAAAACUUUUAUCCAAACGGAUAAACCCAUCUACCUCCCUGGACAGACGGUGCAUUUCAGAGUUGUCACACUGGACUCCAAGUUAAGACUUGCCAAUGAGCUGUAUAACAUCAUCAAGCUGGAGGAUCCCUUUGACAACAGGAUUGGACAGUGGCUCAAUGAAACGUCCAAUAGCAAAAUACUACAGCUUUCUUAUUCCCUGAACUCUGAGGCUCGUGAAGGAACUUACGAAAUUGUUGUCUCAGUAGGUGAAAGAAAAACACAUCACAGCUUCAAGGUGGAAAAGUAUGUUUUGCCCAAAUUUGCCACAACGAUAAAUGUUAGAGAUGAAGUAAGUAUUGGAUCAGAAGAAUUUGAUGCUGAAGUAUGUGCAAAGUACACAUACGGACAGCCAGUGCCAGGAAGUAUUACGGUUAAAGUGUGCCGACCUUUUAGGUACCAUUAUUUGGGUAUGCAAUCAAGACACCCAGAAGAACUUGAAGCAACUCCACUAUGCGACACAAAAACAAAGGAGACAGAUAAAACAGGGUGUGCUACAUUUGAAUUCAAGAUGUCUGCUUUCACCAAAAUUGACCAAAAGAUAUUGCAUGAUCAACUGGAGGUGGGUGCCACGGUAGAAGAGGAGGGAACAG
Messenger RNA from Nematolebias whitei (Rio pearlfish), 1013 nucleotides. Its product is annotated as alpha-2-macroglobulin-like protein 1. The record is from RefSeq and is a predicted model, not a curated record. The annotation marks the transcript as partial. Gene Ontology annotation, molecular function: endopeptidase inhibitor activity. The transcript has 9 exons. NCBI's taxonomy places the organism in Eukaryota, Metazoa, Chordata, Actinopteri, Cyprinodontiformes, Rivulidae.